ACGCACCACCUUUCGCGCGUGUCGCGCCGCGGGAGAAAACUAGUUUCUUGUUUUUCUGCAACUUUCUCUCAAAGUGCAUCGCGUCUCGGAGCAUUUUCUCAACUUGGCUCAGCUUGGGGCGUUACAGCACAUGCGACGGAGCAAGUUUCCGCUGCUCGCGAGAUCAAAAUACGUCACUUUUGCCCCCUCAGUGGCCGGCGCAGGGAUCCGUGCGGUGAGCUGCCUAUGAAAAUGGCCGCGUCCCGGAGUGCAGCGAGGAACGGGUGCCCUCGGAGGAGGUGAUCGCGGCGUGGGAGGAUUAUUUGACCCGAGUGGGGCUGAAGCGCUGGACCCUGGACGGCAUCAUGACGACACAGCAGGUGAACGCCACCGAGCUGCUGAGCCUGCUCGAGUCCUCGGAGCUGCAGGUAGCGGAGGACGUGCGCAGUCUGCUCGUCGAAAACCUCAACGUCGAGCGUGGUCCGUGGCUGAUGAACAGCCUGGUGGAUUACUACAUGAGCCACAAUUCGGACCAGGCCCUGCAGAUCCUCUGUUCUGUCCGUGAGCCGCAUGACAAGCAUCUCCUGGACAAAUUGAACGAGUGCAUGGCCCGGGCAGCCACUCGGCUUCCCAGUCUCAACUUGCUGGGUCAUGUCGUGCGGAGGCAGCCGUCCUGGAUCCACAAGAUCUACAGGGCUCCCGUGUUUGCGUCGCUGCUCAAGUGCCUAAAGACGGAUUCCAACGAGGUGGUGCUGACCACGGGGGUGCUGGUGCUCGCCACGCUGCUUCCCAUGAUUCCGCAAGCCGUCAAGCAGCACGUGCACGAGAUCUUCGACAUCUUCAGCCGCCUCGCCUCGUGGGGGCUCAAAAAUGCCGGCCACGUCCCGGAGGUGUGCGUGGUGCACCUGCAUGCCGGCGUGUACGCCCUGUUCCACCGCCUCUACGGCAUGUACCCAUGCAACUUCCUGUCGUACCUGCGUGCGCACUACAGCAUGCGGGAGAACAGCACCCUCUUCACGGAGGUCAUCCUGCCCAUGGUGGAACGCGUGCGGGUACAUCCAGAACUUGUCACGGGGACCAAGGAGUACGAGAUGGACACCAGCAAGUGGAAGAAGUAUGAAACUCAGGACGUGGUCAUCGAGUGCGCCAAAGUGUCGCUCGAUUCAAAGGAGGCGUCGAGUGAGGAGGGUUUCUGCCCCGUCCCUGAUCAGCUGCCUCUGCACUGCCUGUCCCAGGCGACACCCGACGUCUCCUUACAGUCGGGAGCGUCUCUCUCUGGCUCCAUUUCCACGACACCUACAUCGUCGCGGAUGUCUCAUUCCUCCACGCCCAUGAGGGUGCGCCGCCUCUCAAUGGAAGAAGGCGAUGUCAGGGGCCACCAGAAGGGGAUCCUGAGCUCCACGGCGGAGUGCAGCGAGGUGGGUUGGAGCCCCGCCAACGUGUGCGGGAUGAGCACGCCGCCGUCGUCCCGCGGCAUGUCGCCCGUGCACAACCAGAGCGACGUCGCGCACGGCAGCUCGUCGCAGCAUGCCAUUUCGGGGACCCCUUUAGCGACCCCAACCACGUCCCCUGGACCGACCCCCUCGGACGAGUACGUUCACAUCUCUCUCGACAGCACCGGCUCCUGCGCGGAUGCUCAACAAGAAAAGCCUAGGCCUGGCGUCAGUGAGACAGGCAGUGCAGGCAAGGUUACUGCCCCCUCCAUUGACAGAUCUCUGAACAACUCUGCGGCUGAGCGCCACGCUGCCAAGAGCAGUGCCGUUGAAGUGGGAAAGCAAGCGGAGAGCGAAGGAGGAGGGGAGAGUGCCGUGGGCAGCCCGGGCAAGGUGUCCCUGAAAGAGCUGCAGAUGGUCAUCGAGAACCUGGCCUCCUGCGCCCCUGCGGAGAAGGACGGUGAAGAUGUGGCGGUGAACAACGAGGUAUCGGAGAUCAACGAGAUGUGUCCAGCGCCGGCCGACCACCGGGGCGGCUUCGACUCGCCCUUCUUCAGCGCCGAUGCGGCGCCGCCCGGCACGCAAGCCGUGCCGGGCACCCACGGCGGGGAGGCGGCCGUGACGCAGGCGGUGCAGCAGACGUCUCGUAGCACGAGUAACAAGACACAGGACAGGUCAACCACCUCCUCUUUUGCGCUCACCCCAGCCUCGGCCUGUGGCCGAGCGGCGGCCGUGUCGGCAACAUGCUACCCGUACGAGCACCUGUUCGCGCUCGCCUUCCCGCGAGCGGCGGUGGGUGCGUUUGUCGACCACAAGUCGGCCGAGUUGCGCGGCUUGGACGGCUCCCACCACAGCGGCUCUCCCUGCGGAGUGGCGCCGUCGCCACUCGACGUCAUCGAUGUGCUCAUGCAGAGGGGUGGCGACGUUCACGCCAAGGAGCUCAGCCGGCUGUCUCUCCCCAGCCAAGCGGCAGACUGGACACACUUUGGAGGCUCCGUUCCCCCGGAGGAGAUGCACCUUCUGCACAGCCGCCUGCACCUGCUUCAUGCGCAGCUGCUCUACGAGAGGCACAAGCGCGAGCAGCACGCCCUGCGCAACCGUCGCCUGCUUCGCAAGGUCAUCACUGCCACCGCGCUGCAGGAGCAGAACGCCGCCAUGAGGGACCAGCUGCGCCUGCAGGACGAGGAGAUCUUAGUGCUGCGUCGCAGCCUGACAGAAGAGCAGCAGAGGAGCCAGCAGCAACGCAUGGAGAAGGAGCAGAACAUGGGCUUCUAUCAGGUGCAGCUGCGCUCCCUGCAGUCCGACCGUGACAGUCUGUCUGCCAGCAACCGUGAACUGCAGUGCAAGUUGGACGAGACUUACAGGGAUGUGGUUCGGCUUAAAGUGGAACUGCAAAAAGCCAACUGCAAGGUGUACGACACGAUCCACGAGCUCCAGCGUCUGCAGGAGAAGCUGGAGUCCAGCGAGACGCUGAGCCAGCAAGCGGACAUGCUCAACCGGCAGCUGCUGGUGCUCGGCGAGCUCAACGAACUUUACCGCGAGGAGCUGCACAACAUCAACCACUACGCGGACAAGGAGGGGGAGAUGUGCUUGCUGUCGCACCGCCGCGAGCUGGAGAAGGCGCGCCAGUGCAUGCGGCAGCAGGCGCAGCGUGUGGACGCGGCGAGUCGGCGCAUCAAUGACCUGGAGAACAGCAUCAUGGCUAAGGACAUCCUCCUCCUGGAGCAGAAACGCUUCCUCGAGAACGUCAAAAACCAGGGCAGGAGCCAGCAGCAGGCGAUGGAGAGCAAGUACAAAGCGCAGAAGAGGAUCAACCAGGCGCUGGAGAGCCACAUGCUGGAACUCUACAGCUGCCUGGAGGUGCUGGAAUCGCCUGCUGGUUUCACAGACCGCCCCCUCAGUUUGCUGUGCAGGAAGGAGAGGGCGCUCGGAGGCAACGUGGCAGACGCAGACUCGGCGACCCCGCUGCCCGUCGCCGCUGGACCCGAACGACCGGCCAGCCUGCUGCCCGGCGCGCCCAUCGAUGCCCGUGUGCCCCUCGUUAGCGCAGAUCCGCCGUCCGCUGGCCUGAUGGGGGUAGCCGCGAGCAACCCAUACCCUCCGUCCCGCAGCUUCCUGGGACAGCACGCGCGGGAGCUGCUACGCAGUCGAGGAGGUGGCGGCUGCGAUGACAACCGCGAGGACGACGCGAGCGCGGACGCUUCGUCGGCGGCCGGCGUGCCUCGUGAGCCGCCCAGUUCCAUGGCGGCGCCAGCGUCCGCAUCGCACGCUCGCGGGACCACCAGGAACCUUGGCGGGGGUGGGCAGCACCAGCAGCACGCCCUGAAUGUCAGGAUUCUUCAGCAGCGGGGAAUCAUGGACUACGACGAGAAAUAGCGAGCGGCGCCCCAUCAGACAUUCCCUGACUUGUCUCCCUCGUGGCAAAUUGAUGGAAUACAUUGGUGGGUUUUUUUUUUUACUGGUGCGCGCUGCUCGUUAAAAAGCGGCAUUGUCGAAUAAUGGUACGAACAAAUAAGGUGCUCUGUGCGCACUCCGUAACUGAUGACGAAACAACAACGACAAAAAACUCGGUAAAAUAUGCUUUGUAUUUUGGAAUAAUAUCCCAAUCUUGUCCCUUCUUUGAGGGCAAAUGAAGGUGGUGCCCCUCCCCCACCUCGUUUUUGUUGAAGUUGCCAACCAAGCUUCUAAUUUUAACCCGGCUGGUGCAUUUAAAGAGGCAUUCUGACUAAAUGUAGCUCCCGAGGUACUGCCACCACAGCUCGGAAAACGUGCAGGAUCUCGCAGUGCGCGCACACGCGCGCACUCGCAUAUGCCUGACUCGACGUAGCCUUUACGGUAGUCGCGCCCAACUUUGCAUGCACUCGCCAAUGGGGUGUAACCUUGUGUAGAAAUAAUUGCCAAAAAAAAACCCCCGACAAAAAGCAAAAAAAAAUACAAAACUGAAAAAAGUUUAGAAAAACAUUUAUGCUGCUGAUAUAAGGAGGAAAGUGCCAAAAUUGUGUUGGAAAGGUUACGUUACACGUGAAGGUGUAAUGACCUGGUGCAUUGUUCUGGUUGUGUGUGAUUUUCUGUUUUUUUUGUCAGGAUGGGGUUUUUUUUAUAACAUGACUGAACUCGGUGUCUGGAGAUAUUUAUUGCACAUGUGAAUUACGAUAACCCUGGAGGUUAAUGGAACAGACUGCAGUUUGUCGUUGACCUUGUGUUCUGAACACUAAGGCUCGCCUUGGGUGCGCAUUGUGUACAAGAGAUGCAGCUUUCUACAAAUGUUGGUCACUUUUCUCCUUAUGAUGAUGGGGGGGGCGGGGGGUUUGUUCACUUUGGGCUGGCGGUAUUUAAGAUGUGCGCUUAAUGUUUUUUUUAUUUUUGCGGGGGAGGUGGGGGGGGUCAUCUCUAAAGCGCUCGCUGUUUUUUUUUUGCAGUGUCGUUAAUAUUUUGCUGUUCUGCCGUAACGCGGGAGUGGUUACCGCGCAGCCGUUUGCCUGAUGUUGCUUUUUCCUCCCUGCACAUCACAUGGCGACCAAACUCUUGCAAGCAAAAAAAAAGCUAAAGGAAAAAAAAUGCCUCUCCACGUACUUUUAGUCGAUGACUGAGCCGAAAAGAUUUUGCACUUUAAACAUUUUUUUUCUCUCGUAGCGUCACAGGCUUAUGUCCAACACGACAGUUCUCAAGUACUUCCAUUCGUACGAGCCCUCUACUGGCUUUGGAGUGGCGUCCAGUUGUUUCGACGACAGUAUAUCACGAGAACGUGAAGCGUGCGUGGCUACAGCGCGGAAAAUUAGUGUAGCAGGCGUACUCACUCGGCCUUACGUGUCCUCUUCGACGAUAUGCAAGAGCCAGGUCUGAGGGUGUGUGCGAGGUAUUGUCGCUGUACUACCGACCAGUAACCCGGGGCCUGGAAGUGGUUAGUGCCUUGUUUUAGUAUAGCUCUUUGCGUGGCCGUUUUUAUGCCGUGACCGUGCACCAGUUGCUGGUGCCUCCGGCAGGACGGUCCGCCGCUCGUGGCCCGCGGCGAUGUCUGCGUGUGCGUGGAGGAGCGCGAAGGAGAGCAAAUGCUGCUGCCGUGCUUCGGCACGAUCUGCCUCGGCACAGCAAUUUCCACCGCUCACGCGUGACGUGAUGUACGUUUAUUAAAGAACCGUGAUGAAGUGAACGCCUCUCGUAUAGACGAAAAAAAGUGAGAUUGUGAAAAGGUGGCCAGGUGGAAUCGAGGUCGCUUGUUUAACUCCUGCGAUGAACUUCAAUUCCAGUGAUCUAGCGAGUGCAUGGUCCGGAGGUCACUUCUUGGAAGAGAUCUCAAGUAGUUAUGUGAUAUCCGCUUUUCGGAACUGUUCUUUAUUCUUACUCUUUCAGAUGAAUGGGCCUCUGUCUCAUAACUUACCGAUAGCGCAGUUGCGAUCAAAAUUGGAGCAGGGUAGAAAAAGAUUAACGUGAGUCUUAUUUUUCAAUGGUGGGUGGGGUGGUGAAAACAUACUGGGUGAAGUACUUUAACCAAGUUCUAACCCGAACCAUAGCCCGACCUCUGCCACUUUUACCGAGACCCCUUAUUCACCUUUGAAUUAGCUGUUUUUGCUUUGGUGUUUGAAGCGUCCAGGGAAAAUUGUUGUUCCGAGACAUUUUGUGUUGAUAAAGCAUAUCCAGGACCACUGCCUGACUCGGCUAUACGCGCAGACUUGGGAGCGAUAGCAAGCAACGGAAGUAGAGCAGCAGAGCUGGUGCGGAACAAUUGCAUAACAGGAGGUUCACAUUGCAAUAGUGCAGGUCUCUUAUUAAGUGUCGCUUAAUGUCUGCUCUUGCGUUUUGGCAGUUGAGCGUGUCCAGGGAUUGAAAAAUAACGGACGUGGUUUGCUACCGGACCUUGUGCAUGUGGACAGUUUGCGUUUUUGUGUUAAAUUCUUUGUUUCCUUUUUGCACGCCCAAUCCUUGUUGGUUUUUCAAAAACCUGAUCUGGCGGUGAUCAGUCUCCCCCCCCCCCCCCCCCCACACAGUAUGAAAGGAAGCAUUUCAAUAAACGAAAUACACGCCGUGCACUUUUACGUGUUUAUACGACUGAUCUGCUUGGAGAUGCUGAAAUAAAGAUUGAAUUGUCA
Messenger RNA from Petromyzon marinus (sea lamprey), 6499 nucleotides. RefSeq names its product TSC complex subunit 1 (gene TSC1). Gene Ontology annotation, biological process: negative regulation of cell population proliferation; negative regulation of TOR signaling; regulation of cell cycle. Gene Ontology annotation, cellular component: TSC1-TSC2 complex. The record is from RefSeq and is a predicted model, not a curated record. Lineage: Eukaryota; Metazoa; Chordata; Hyperoartia; Petromyzontiformes; Petromyzontidae.